AUGCGCUGCGUCUGGGCUUGCCGAUUAAGGAGCCUCUCCAAGGACUUGGUUCCAGCAGCUGGGCCAGAGAUGUGGCAGCAGCAGCAGCAGCUGGGGGAGGCACGGGGCCUGCUCUGGGCUGCGGUCACUAAGAAGGGCCGGGACAUAUCCCGGGUGGGAGGGCCGGUAGCCACACUCAGGGUGAGUCCUGUGCACGAGCGCUUGGGAACCGCAGAGCGGCCGGGGCCCUUCCUGGCCCAGCGUCUCCCUCUCAUGCGGCCAGCAAAUGCCUCUGGGCCGCUGUCAGAGAGGAGAUGGAGAUGUAACGCUCCCCGCCAUUAUGCCUCUGCAGGGGUGGUGCACUCAACCAGAGGCAUGAGCUUUGUGGGGAAAGCCAGCUCUUCUUCCCGCUGGGAGGAACUUACAAAUAGCACCUUUCUCAGAAAGAAGAUGGGGCCUUCCAGAUACCCCACCGCGGGGAGUCCUGAGCAGGUGGCAGAAGAGCCCCUGGAUGCCCUGACACCCAAGCUGGCCUUGCCCCCAAGGGGUGCCUUCCCCGGGCCCACAGCCUUCUCUCCUCCCAACGUGCGACCAGCCCCACUUGCCAGGAAGAAGCAGGAGACCCUGGGCAGGAACCACCAGUGGCCGAAACCUGCCACGAGCCUCAGGCCCUUUGUGGACAGCUGGCAGCCCCUGAAGGAUGUGGGGGACAUGCCCCCCAGGGCUUUGGAUGAGCAGCCCGCCACGUCUGUGGGGGACGACAGGAAAAGGAGCCACGGUGUAACCAGCCACUCCUUGCUCCAGAUCUCCCCUUUCACGGUUCCGCCGGUGACUCGGGGCCCUCAGGCUUCCCCCCAAGGGGUGACGGAUACCCUUGAGGAGGAGGCCGGGAUCCUGCCCAGCGGCACCUCCCAGGGUGCUGAGGAUGAGGGGAAGGGGGGGUCCUCCUCCAGGGAGAGCCGAGAAACUACUUCCGCCACCGUGAGCCCCCCGGAGCGGGUGCCGAGUCUCUGCAGUGCAAAUUUCUCCGGGCCGGAGGGCUACAUCGACUCGACGGAGGCUCCGCUGGUGCCGCAGAGUGACGUCCUGGAGUGCAUCUUCCGGGUGACUGUCUACACCGGGUACGGCGUGGAGCUGCAGGUGAAGAGCGUGAACCUGUCCGAGGGGGAAGUGCUAGCCAUUCGUGGGGAGGACAGUGGCCACUUGGUCACGCUGGCCAACCAGACGCUCCUGGUAGAAGGCCAGGUCAUCCGCAGCCCCACCAACACAAUCUCGGUCUUCUUCCGGACCUUCCAGGAUGACCUUGGGACUUUCCAGCUCCAUUAUCAAGUGUUUAUGCUGGGCUGCAGCUUCCCACGGAGGCCCAACUUCGGGGAGGUGACUGUCAUGGGCCUGCAUUCCGGCGGCAUGGCUCAUUUUCACUGCCACCUGGGGUAUGAGCUGGAGGGUCCCCAGAGCCUGACCUGCAUCAAUGCUUCCAAGCCACACUGGAGUGCCCCGGAGCCUGUUUGCUCAGCCCCCUGUGGAGGCACGGUGCACAAUGCCACCAUCGGCCGCAUCCUGGCCCCAACCCACCUGAGGAACCACACGGGCAGCGUGGCUUGUGUGUGGACAGUCAGCGCCCCUGAGGGGCAGAAGCUUCAUCUGCACUUUGAGAGGCUGGUGCUGGGGGACAAGCAGAGCAUGGUUGUCUACAGUGGAGAGUCGAACCACUCGGCAGUGCUCUACGCUUCUCGCCAGAACAGCAACGUGCCCUUCGAAGGAGUGAUCAGCGAAGGAAACACCUUGCGUGUCGACUUCGCCUCAGAGGAUCCAAAUGCAGAACCGACAUUCAACAUUCGAUUUGAAGCUUUUGAGAAGGGCCACUGCUAUGAGCCGUACCUGCAGAAUGGGAACUUCACCACCUCCGACGCCACCUACAACCUUGGGACAACCGUGGAGUUCACCUGUGAUCCCGGCCACACCCUGGAGCAGGGGCCAGCAGUCAUUGAGUGCAUCAACCUCAGAGACCCCUACUGGAACGACACGGAGCCAUUGUGCCGAGCUACUUGUGGAGGAGAGCUCUCCAUGGCAUCUGGAGUGAUCCUGUCCCCCAACUGGCCGGAGCCUUAUGCAGAGGGCGAGGACUGUGUCUGGAAGGUCCACGUGGGAGAGGAGAAGCGGAUUUUUUUGGACAUCCAGCUCUUAAAUCUGAGCCAGAGUGACAUCCUCACGGUCUACGAUGGAGACGAUCUCAGUGCCCACCCACUGGCACAGUUCCUGGGCAGCAGUGGGCCCCAGAAGCUCUACUCCUCCACGCCAGACUUGGCCGUCCAGUUCCACUCAGACCCGGCUGGCCUCAUCUUCGGGAAAGGGCAGGGCUUUAUCAUGAGCUACAUCGAAGUCUCACGGAAUGAGUCCUGCUCGGACCUGCCAGAAAUCCAGAAUGGCUGGAAGACCACUUCUCACACGGAGCUGGUCCGGGAGGCCAGAAUCACCUACCAGUGCGACCCGGGCUAUGAUAUCAUUGGCAGCGACACCCUCACCUGCCAGUGGGACCUCACCUGGAGCAGCGACCCGCCUUUCUGUGAGAAAAUCAUGUACUGCACGGACCCUGGAGAAGUGGAGCACUCAACCCGCUUGAUUUCGGACCCGGUGCUCUUGGUGGGGACCACCAUCCAGUACACCUGCAAUCUGGGCUUCGUGCUGGAAGGGAGCUCCCUUCUGACCUGUUACAGCCGGGAAACAGGGACGCCCAUCUGGACCUCCAGGUUGCCCCACUGCGUGUCGGAAGAGUCCCUGGCCUGUGACAACCCUGGUCUGCCUGAAAACGGGUACCAGAUCCUGUACAAGCGCCUUUACUUGCCGGGCGAGUCGCUGACGUUCAUGUGCUACGAAGGCUUUGAGCUCCUCGGGGAGCUCACCAUCAAGUGCAUCCUGGGGCAGCCCUCCCGGUGGAGUGGGCCACUCCCCACCUGCAAAGUCAAUCAAGACAGCUUUGAACACGCCUUAGAAGUAGCAGAAGCUGCUGCAGAAACGUCCUUGGAAGGAGGCAACAUGGCACUGGCGAUCUUCGUCCCUGUCCUUGUCGUUUCCUUGCUGCUGGGCGGGGCCUACGUCUACGUCACGAGAUGUCGGUACUACUCCAGCCUGCGGCUACCCCUCAUGUAUUCGCAUCCCUACAGCCAAAUCACUGUGGAGACGGAAUUUGAUAAUCCGAUUUAUGAGACGGGGGAAACCCGAGAAUACGAGGUGUCCAUCUGAAACAGCCCCCCGCCCCGACACACACACCGCCUCGAUUCCCAUUCCCAGGAUCUCCUCAAGUGACCCAUUUGGAGACGUGGUGGAAUCUGCCCGAGAGCCUGAACCUGCCUCCCCACUUCUGCUUCUGAUCCACGUGUCCCCGCCUCUUCCUCAUUCUCAUGGACUCUCCCUCAGCAGUUUUCCAAGGGCAGGGGCUGAGCUUUGCUGGCCUGGAGCUGAGCCCUCCUUGGCAAUACCACCGACAAAGGAACAUCCUCGGCUGGUUCAUGUUCUGGGUUUGUGGAGGUUCAUGUUUUGAAAAACAGCGACUGAAAACUGAGGCUGCCUCUGCCGAAGGGGUGAGCCUUGACUUGCCUGAUGCUGCCAAGCGCCAACUUCUUGCAGGGGAAACUUCUCUCGGAGCUACAGCCCCUUCUGCGCACGGCGUCCUGCAACGUCUGCUUCUGUUUGAGCUGGGGGAGGAAGCGGGGCCAACACGGAGGGAACUCUGGAAAGCCGGCUCUGGGAAUCCUGGGCCAUCCGGCUGCUGGGGGAGACUCAGGAGCCGGCCGAGGGAAGACGCGUGCCAACGCCUCACCCCGUUUUUAUUUUAAGUGCGGGGUCUGGAUCUGCUAGCCAGCCACUUGGCCUGGACAAUC
This is a messenger RNA of Python bivittatus (Burmese python), 3860 nucleotides long. RefSeq names its product seizure related 6 homolog like (gene SEZ6L). NCBI's taxonomy places the organism in Eukaryota, Metazoa, Chordata, Lepidosauria, Squamata, Pythonidae. Gene Ontology annotation, biological process: synapse maturation; regulation of protein kinase C signaling. The record is from RefSeq and is a predicted model, not a curated record. Gene Ontology annotation, cellular component: endoplasmic reticulum; neuronal cell body.